GGAGGAACCAAAUAUCCAGGAGGUCACGGGAUGUCCGCCUAUAAAUACGACCCUAACCCUCCUACUUUUUCUAUCACCAUUUCAGAUCCUUAACUUGCUCUGUUCCGAGCGAAACGACAAAACAUUCCCUACAUUUUCAUCAGAAUCCGAUACGAAUACGAUGUGCCCGACGGGAACGGUCACCGCCUUUCGCGGCGAAAGCUCGAAGCCGUCGACUCUACGGUCGGCGUUCGAGGUGCUGGACAUGGACCGCGACGGCAAGAUCAGCCACGACGACCUCCUCACGUUCUACGCCGACUUCUCCGCCAUCCGUCCGACGGGGGAGGACGAUCUGGUCGGGACAAUGAUGUCCGUUGCUGAUUUGAACCAGGACGGGUUCGUGGAGUACGAGGAAUUCGAGAAGGUCGUGGUCGGUUCCGGGAACGGCCGGGCGAUGAAGAAUGACGUCAUGGAGGAUGUGUUCAGAGCGAUGGAUAGGGACGGGGACGGUAUUGUUGGGCUGCAAGACCUCGAGAGUUACCUGAAAUGGGCCGGCCUGCCUGCUGAUGAUGAAGAUCUCAGGGCCAUGAUCAAAUUGGGCGGUGGUGAUGAUAGUAAUGGUAGUGGUGGUGUAACCUUCCAAGGUUUUUGCAACAUUUUGUCUCUCUGAUUUGUGAAGCCAAUAUUGAAUAAAGUUGUAGAUUUUUUUGAAUAUUUUAGUAUAGCUUUGAGCCUGAGUUGGUCCCUCUUUCAUCAUGUUUUUCUUUAAGGAGAAUUUGACUUUGAUCCCAUAUUUUAGGUGAUAUUGGACUUUGAUCCCAUUUGUGUUGCAAAUUCAAAUGAUUUUAUAGUGUUUUGAGGUGCAUAGUCCUUCACAAUUUGAGUUUGCAACACUUUUCAUCAUAUUACCAUAAACCAACUUCUUCCGUCUUGUACAAACGUUCUCACUCAAUUUACAAUGUUUUGAUUGGACUUUUUCC
This is a messenger RNA of Cuscuta epithymum, 959 nucleotides long. NCBI's taxonomy places the organism in Eukaryota, Viridiplantae, Streptophyta, Magnoliopsida, Solanales, Convolvulaceae. The record is from the annotation of a GenBank genome assembly.